GUAGAAGGUAAUAAACAAUGCAUAUACAUACAUACAUAUACCCCUAGCUCCUCCCACUUCAUCUCCUCCUUACCUCACUUAAUCCUCUUGAAGCUCAACACAUCCAAAGAAAAUUAAGCUGGAGCCAUGAGCUCUGUUUGCAAUUCUUCCAUGCCGGCGAGGCCAACCUUCAUCAACCUCUACAAGUGGCCGGAGUCCGACGCCGAGUUCGUGAAGUCGAUGACAGAAGGAAGAAGAGGCAAGAGUACUGCCGUAACUGAUCAGAGUCAGAGCCACAGUAAGUGGAGCCCAAGUCCUCCGGUGGUGGACAGCUUCUCCUGCCGGCAGAUGUACCUGAGGAGCUACCCCUUCUCCAAGGAGGAGAAGGCAGCCACCGGAAAAACAAAACAGUGCUUUGAGAAAGCCAAGGAAAAAGCGACCUCACUUUUCUCAACGAAGAAGAAGAAGAAGAAUGAGCUGCGGUUUGUGAGCGACAGGAAGCUGAUCAAAGAUUUCCCUUACUCCUCCCUCUUCUCUAUCUUCUACCGCUUCCUGUUCUGCACCACCAGCGUCGAAGUUGUCGAUCGUAGAAGGUAUUAAUUAUGAUCAGAUUUGAUAAUUGUAAUGUAUACUACAGCAGUUGGUACCUUUAAUUUGGUUUAACUA
Messenger RNA from Zingiber officinale, 645 nucleotides. RefSeq lists its product as uncharacterized. Bases 127 to 579 code for a protein of 150 amino acids. The transcript has a single exon. Lineage: Eukaryota; Viridiplantae; Streptophyta; Magnoliopsida; Zingiberales; Zingiberaceae. The record is from RefSeq and is a predicted model, not a curated record.